This is a messenger RNA of Tripterygium wilfordii, 1696 nucleotides long. RefSeq names its product 3-isopropylmalate dehydrogenase, chloroplastic-like. Bases 169 to 1389 code for a protein of 406 amino acids. Gene Ontology annotation, molecular function: NAD binding; magnesium ion binding; 3-isopropylmalate dehydrogenase activity. The transcript is spliced from 12 exons. Gene Ontology annotation, biological process: L-leucine biosynthetic process. The record is from RefSeq and is a predicted model, not a curated record. Lineage: Eukaryota; Viridiplantae; Streptophyta; Magnoliopsida; Celastrales; Celastraceae.
CCUAACGAAAAAGAAAAAAAAAACAAAAACAAAACUCACGCACUCACUCACACUUCACACACGCCGCCUGCCGACACCACAACAGCCAGACCUCCGAAAUUCUCUCCACCGCACUACUGCUCCCAGUGCCAGUCUUUCACCACGGCAAUCAGAACUUGAAGCAGUAAAAUGGCAGUGGCUUCUUUCAAGCUGCAGUUCAGUUACAUUAAAUCCCAAUCAAACUUUAGACCUGCAUUAUCGAAGUAUUGUUCUAGGUCGGGAAGGAUCAAAUGUGCUGCCACCACACCUAGAAAGAGCUACAAUAUUACCCUACUGCCCGGGGAUGGCAUAGGCCCUGAGGUCAUCUCUGUCGCCAAGAACGUCCUCAACCUUGCUGGCUCUCUUGAAGGAAUUGAAUUUUCAUUCAAUGAGAUGCCUGUGGGUGGAGCUGCCUUGGAUUUGAUUGGAGUCCCGUUACCAGAGGAGACACUUACGGUGGCAAAGCAGUCUGAUGCAGUUCUUCUUGGAGCAAUUGGAGGGUAUAAAUGGGAUAAAAAUGAAAAGCAUUUGAAGCCUGAGACUGGUUUGCUUCAGCUUCGGGAAGGCCUUGGGGUUUUCGCAAAUUUGAGGCCAGCAACUGUUUUGCCACAAUUAGUGGAGUCUUCAACACUGAAGAAAGAGGUUGCUGAAGGGGUUGACCUAAUGGUCGUGAGGGAACUUACAGGAGGUAUUUAUUUUGGAAAACCAAGGGGUUUUGACACUAAUGAAAAAGGUCAGGAGAUUGGAUAUAAUACCGAGGUGUAUUCUGCUUUUGAGAUUGAUCGCAUCGCCCGUGUUGCAUUCGAGAUUGCUCGCAAGCGGAAUGGAAAGCUUUGCUCUGUUGACAAAGCAAAUGUCUUGGAGGCGUCUAUGCUAUGGAGGAAAAUAAUAACAGCAUUGGCUUCUGAAUUCCCUGAUGUUGAGCUCUCACACAUGUAUGUUGACAAUGCAGCAAUGCAACUUGUCCGCAAUCCAAAACAGUUCGAUACGAUUGUGACAAACAACAUAUUUGGCGAUAUUUUGUCGGAUGAGGCUUCUAUGAUUACUGGAAGUAUAGGGAUGCUUCCAUCUGCAAGUCUUGGUUCAUCGGGACCUGGCCUUUUUGAACCCAUACAUGGUUCUGCUCCUGAUAUUGCUGGACAGGAUAAAGCAAACCCGUUGGCAACGAUGCUUAGUGCUGCUAUGCUUUUAAAGUAUGGACUAGGGGAAGAAAAUGCUGCAACAAGAAUUGAGAUGGCGGUUUUGGACACCCUAGAUAGAGGGUUUCGAACUGGUGACAUACACUCCUUUGGACAUAAACUGGUGGGAUGCAAGGAAAUUGGUGAAGAAGUCAUGAAGUCAGUAGAUUCAGGAGCCGGUUAUACAAAUUGAUGCAUGAUGAGCAAUGAAAUUAUUGGCAUUAGACGGCUGUACUAUUAUUCGCAUUCUUCCCAACUCUUUUUUUCUUCUUUUUGGCGAGUGUCCAAGAGGUGGCAGCUGCUACUUCAAAAAAUGUACUUUUUUGUCCAUCUUACAUGUUCUAUCCUUGGUGUGCGAGGAUUAUGAGUUUUCCCCAUCUGAUGCAUCUCUGGUCUCUACUACUAGUAAUAGUAGCACCAUUGUUUUUUGAGCUAUGCUGAUUCAUUCAAAUCUAAGACCUAGGCAAGCCUUAUAAAUCGAUCAGUGAUGUUAUUUUGUC